Molecule: messenger RNA, 793 nt
Organism: Micropterus dolomieu (smallmouth bass)
Lineage: Eukaryota; Metazoa; Chordata; Actinopteri; Centrarchiformes; Centrarchidae
Gene: ecrg4a
Product: ECRG4 augurin precursor a
Exons: 4
Coding region: 35-466 (143 amino acids)
Biological process (GO): central nervous system development; G1 to G0 transition; anaphase-promoting complex-dependent catabolic process
Source: RefSeq, a predicted model, not a curated record
AAGCAGCUCUGUAAAGACUCUGAGCGGGUAGAAGAUGGCAUCCCAGCAGCUCUAUUUGAGGUUAAUGGGGUUGGCUGUCUUGCUGACAAUGUUGGCUCUUAGAGAUGUAUCCAGUGACAGUAUCAUGCACAAGAUCUUAAGGAAAAGAGAUGGAGUUGGUAAUGGCCCCGCAAAGUCCUCUGUUGCCCUCCCUUCUUCCAAGGCUCAAGAGUUCCUGGCAAGACUGAGCAGAACGAAGAGGAACAUUUGGGAUCGCAGCAGACCAGACGUACAGCAGUGGAUCAUGCAGUUUAUGUACAUGGGAUAUGACGAGCAGAGGCUCGAGACUGACCUGGCGUACUGGAUGGACCACGCUCGUGCCAGUGAUCAAGGGCGUCAGCACCACUAUGAUGAAAACUCCCCCAUUGGACCGCGUGACCCCAGUUCUUACAGACAUGGCGCUGAUGUCAACUAUGACUAUUAUUGACUCCAGUCACAGACACACAAUUCAAGGCCACUGCUAGUGUGAAUGGUCAAAGGGUUUGUUUCUUUGACUCCUGCCUUCUCUUUCAGAGAACCUGUGAUAGUAAGUUACAAACCUACAAUGCAGCUGUCAAUCUGCUCUGACUUUUGAUUGGUUACUCCCACCACUGUAACCGACUCUCAUAUAUUUGCCUCUAUCCCUACAUAUUAGUUUUAACAGUGGAAAUGACACACAAAAUUUAAACAAAUUAUUAGGCGGAUGAAUGAACAAAUCUGAUGUCUUGGCUUUUAUUUUUGCUAGAUUGUCAUAAAUAAAGGUGGCUUCGUACUA